This is a messenger RNA of Patella vulgata (common limpet), 6321 nucleotides long. Its product is annotated as cytosolic phospholipase A2. Gene Ontology annotation, biological process: glycerophospholipid catabolic process. Gene Ontology annotation, molecular function: calcium-dependent phospholipid binding; calcium ion binding. Gene Ontology annotation, cellular component: Golgi apparatus; cytosol; endoplasmic reticulum. The transcript is spliced from 16 exons. The coding region runs from base 823 to 3714 and encodes 963 amino acids. The record is from RefSeq and is a predicted model, not a curated record. NCBI's taxonomy places the organism in Eukaryota, Metazoa, Mollusca, Gastropoda, Patellidae.
UAAUUACCAAAACGAAGUAGCUAACACAGCAGUAAAGGCACUCCGAUUAACACAAUCGUUUGACACCUAGACGGACAUUAAUAUAGUAUCCCGCCGAACUGAAUAAUCUAUUUAUAAAUCACCCUACUAUUGAAAUCCCAAACAGGUUUUGGCCCGGGGCUAUAUAUUAGUAAGCGAUAUAGUAUAGCAGGACGUGGUGAUACAAAACAAACAAGAAUACGACCUCGCGCACUGAAACACUUGAAUAAAAGAACGUUAUCUCUGAAAGUUGCUUAAAGGUAACUAAGAAUGACUUAACAGAAACCUGAGGACAUUGACAGAAAGUAGCAACGUGGCGUUCAGCAAGGCUCGCGUAUUUUAGUGUAUUUCCUAAUGCAAUUUUGUGAGAAAAAAUGGCCAAAGUUGAUUGAUAUGCAUGACCUUCGACAAAUAUGUGUUGACAUCAAUAUUGAACAGUGAGGGAAGAAAUUAAACGUGGCGUUACACAGGGAUCAGGAAUUUAUCUAUAUGUUUUAAGUUGGUUUCUUAAUGACUAGAUGUUUAGAUGUGGUCGUAAUUCGAGGAGCGUGCAGAGAAGUUUAUUGCUGUGUUUGUCAACCAAAUAAGGCCAAGUGUAGCAUAUUGCUACGAAACGAUGAUACGAUUUAUUGACAGUGGACUUUUCUGCACUUGUAAAUACUUUAAUAUAAACUGUCGUGUAUUACUUCUGGUGAGAUUGUAGAUUGAUUCAACAAGGAUACUAGUGAGACCUAUAUUUUCCUGUGUUUUGUCGUUGGGAUUCUAUAUUAACUAAAUAUCAACUAAACGUUAACAUUUGUCAAUAUGUCGAGGUUCCAGUCCAGCAAAUUUCGACAAGGUGGACGAAGACAGAGGACAACAAGUUUAAAUUUAUUACGAAAAGAUAAAAGUUUCGAUCCAUACCAAGUCUUCGAGGUGAAUCAUCUACCAUGUAUGAUAUUAACUGUUAAAGUUAUUAAUGGCAAAAAUAUAUCCAGUGGUUGGGCUCAAGAUUUAGUUGACACACCAGAUCCUUAUAUCAGACUACGAGUACGAAAUGCUCCAAAUAGCAAACAACGAACCAAGACCAUCGACAAUGAAUGUAACCCCGUCUGGAACGAAACAUUCACAUUCCUAUUGGAUUUCAGGGAUAAAAAUAUUAUACAAUUUGAUUUGAUGGAAGCUAACUAUAUGUAUGAUCAAGUUAUGGGGACUGUAUAUUUUGAUACGUGUGAACUACAGAUUGAUGAAUGGCACCCUAAAAAAUUAAUAUUUUAUGAGACCUCUCAAGUAUUUGUUGAAAUUUUACUGCAGUGGGAUCAAAAUCCCACAUUACGAUAUAGUUUAUGUUUAUGUGAAGGUGAGAAAUCGUUUAGAGAAAACAGACGACGCAAAGCUUAUGAAGGAUUAAACAAAUUACUGGGCGAUCGAGGGCCAAAAUCUGUUAGUGAGGUUCCUACAGUGGCAGUGAUAGGAUCAGGAGGAGGAUUUCGAGCUAUGACAGCAUUUAGUGGUGUAUUUAAAGCUCUGAUUAACACUGGUAUAUUGGACUGUACAACAUAUGCUGGUGGUCUGUCAGGUUCUUCAUGGUUUUUAUCUACGUUAUACUCCCACCCCGACUGGCCAAAUGUCGACCCUGAUGUUAUUAUAAAAGAAUUAAUGAAGAACGUAGAUUCCAGUAUAUUGUGGUUGUUAAAACCCAAGAGUAUCUACAGAUAUCUCGAUAGAAUAUUACUGAAACGACGAGAAGGCCAACCUGUUAGUUUUACAGAUUUCUUUGGUCAUAUGGUCGGCGAGACUCUAUUAAGAGGGCGAUUAGACGUUAAAUUAACAGACCAAAGAGCUAGAAUAUCCGAUGGGGCAGCCCCCAUGCCGCUGUACACAUGUGUUCACGUGAAGAAAGACGUACCAGCACGUUCAUUUCAAGAAUGGGUAGAAUUUACGCCAUUUGAAAUAGGAUUUCCUAAAUACGGCACCUUCAUGGACUCCACGUUAUUUGGUAGUAAAUUUUUUAUGGGUAAAUUGUGCACAAAGUAUGAAGAACCGCCAUUACAUUUUCUACAAGGGAUAUGGGGCAGUGCUUUCUGUAUCUUAUUUAAACGUUUAUUAGAUGAUAAUAGAAAAUUAGAUCCGGCUGAGAUGAUUCGUCAAGAAAUGGGGAAAGAACUGGAAAAAAAUCAAGCAGAGGAACUAGCUGAUUCCUCGGAUUCCAGUUCUGACGAAACCGACGCGGAGGGCGAAAGUAGUUCCUCACAGGAGGACGGUGAAAAACCGCAAACGGUUGUCACAAAUGGGGGCGGAAAGGGAAUUCUAAAACACAAACCCGACUGUAAAUAUGAAAACAAAAAGAGCGGAAUCACGAUCAAGGUAAAAGAGAACGGAAGAAGAGUGGGAUUUGCUGAAGGAACGAAUAAAGAGAAAAUUAAUGAUGUCGACGUCACGGAUGGAAAGAUGACAAGGAAGAGAUCUAGUCGUAAAAUGAAGAAGAAGAGUUAUUGGAAAGGUGUUUUAGAAGGCAUAUUUGAAAACAAAAACUUCGAGUUACUGAGUACUCGAGCAGGUCGAGCAGCUGUCAUUCAUAAUUUUAUGAGAGGACUGUCCUUACAGCAGACAUAUCCGCUGUCUCCAUUCACUCCUGUCCACGAUAGAGUGGCCGAUGGCGAUGAAUUUGACGGAAUAUUUGAGAUGCACCCGACAAAUAUCAAACAUAUUUAUAUGGUAGAUGCUGGAUUGACCUUUAAUUCACCGUAUCCACUAGUACUGAGACCACAGCGGGGUGUCGACAUCAUCUUGUCCUUUGAUUUUAGUGCUAGACCCAGUGAUUGUACGCCUCCAUUCAAGGAAUUAUUACUUGCCGAGAAAUGGGCCAAGUUGAAUCGUCUGCCGUUCCCGCCCAUUGAUCCAUCGAUUGUAGAUCGGGAAGGUCUGAAGGAGCUUUACAUAUUUAAGCACCCCACUGAUCCGUGCUGUCCCAUUGUCUUACAUUUUCCUCUAGUCAACAUAGCUUUCAGAGAAUUCUCUAAACCAGGUGUGAAGAGAGAAUCUGACGAAGACUUGAAUUUCGCGAAUUUUGAUUUAUUCGAUGAUCCAUCCACACCGUAUUCCACAUUUAACUUCAAAUAUUCCCACGAACAGUUCACGCGGCUGUCAAAACUCACCGAGUUUAAUACUUUGAUAAAUUUAGAGGAAAUUAAAUCUUCUCUAGCCGAGUGUGUUGAACGGAAACGAGCAAAUCCAAACAGAAAAUCCAUCAACGCCAAAAGUUUCAAACUUCUCCGAAUGCAGAGUAUCAAAGAACGUAGGAAAUUGAAGAAAUUUGUGGAACGCGUAGACAGUUCUGUUAGAGGCAGUUGUCACGGUUCGGAAUCAUCUUCCCUAUCCAGUCCUGAUGUUCAGCAAGACGUGUGCCAAACGAACGGUGACGGAGAAUCGAGUACUCAAAGGGACGCCACUCUAAAAAGACAUGGAGUGCCCCGUAAAUCCACACUGGGCUCCUUAAACAGUAUUACGGAAAGUAUAUCGCUCAAUUCACCAACUGAUGAAAAAGAGCGUUUUUAUUCCACACGAGACACAAAACGGCAGUGUGGCUUCUGGCCCAAACCUGCACAAUACAUCGAUGAUGAGUCGGAGAUCGAAGAUGAUGAUGUCUGGUACGAUGCGGUGUGUAAUUCGGAAGAUGACGAGGAUUACGAAAUUAGCAUUUUCGCUAACACAUGAACAAUUAACAAACACCUUGACCGCUGAUUUAUUACCAUAGCAACUAUGGUGUAUCACGUGAUAUUCGCACAUAAGUUGCACGCACCUGCCCAUGGCAUUAAAGUGUGUAACAGAUCAUCACUUUGAGUUGUUUUUGUCAUCUCAUCCCAUUCAGCGAGGGAACCGUGUGAAAUUAAGUGAGGGGCUAGAAUAGUGGACACGCUUGAACACUUUUUUAAAAUGCACAUACUUAAUAAUGUGUUUUGAUAGCCAAUGAUGUAAAUUUAGUGCUUAUUAAUACUCUUAAGUCUUAGUUUCGUAUUUUCUUAUAUCAUUUGUUGGUAAUACGCUACACAUUCUCGUGGGUUUACUCCGGGUACUCUGGUUUCCUCCCACAGGAAAGACCCCUGCGCAUGCGCUUAUUAUACAAACAUAUCACCUUCUGUUCAAGCGAACAUUAAACAAUAUGAACAACUACAACCCGUGCGUUCAUUGGUGGAUACGUACUUUUAAGUUUCUUAAAGAAACGAAUUGAGUGUUAACGUCCCAUCUGUCUGCCAUAUGGGUUAAUGACGACGGCUGAUGGAUGUCACUUUAAGAAGCUAUACCUUUUUAAUUUAGGUCAAAAUAAAGAAAAGAAUUUGGUUGAAUUGUUUCAAGCUGAAUACCAUAUUAUAUCCUUGUUUCGAAAUACUAACCUGACAAGGACAGUUGUAUAGUCGUUCGUUCGGACGGGACAUAAAAUCGUGGUCCAGGUACUCAUUAGUGUGCACGUAAGACAUCCCUUGGCAGUUGGAAUUCGAUAUAAGAGUAGGUCUUAGUGUGCCGCAGUCCAGGCAAAUUUGGAAUUCGAUAUAAAAAUGGGCCAUAGUGCCGCUGCCCGGGCAAAAUUGUCCUCAUAACACACUGUAUGCACAUGCCCGUCUUCAUUAGCCCAGUCGGAGCAGAACAGUAGGACGUUAAACCCCAUUUCUUUUCAUUUCUAAAUAUUAAACUGGGGGUGCUGAAAAGAAGGGCGUUUAUGUAUACUCCGUUUUAUAUUUGUACAAUUCGAGAUGGAACUUUAAGUAAUUGUAAAGUCUACUAAACAUGAAACCGAUGAGCACGACAGACUUCUAAAAAUACAUAGGUCAAAAUUCUAUGAAAUACAAUUACUGUUGAUUACUGAAGGACGUUUUGACUAGGCUUCUCUAGUGUUGAACAAUAACACUAAUUGUGUUCCAUAUAAUUGUGACACGUGUAUUUCCAUGGAGUUCACUUACUAACUACAAUUGAAACAAUUCAAUGAUGAAUAUAUAACGAAUGCUAACCCGUUGUCCAUUUUUUUACGAUGCUAUUUCAAACAAACAUUUUUGUUCGUUUUUUUUAAACUACAAAAGCAUGCAUGCAUCUAGCUAAUUUAAGACUUUGUAUUUCUUUAUUUAGCCCUAAUAUGGGCAAUCUAUGUGUUUUAUGCCUCUGAUUGUCAUUUGGUGGAUUUUGAAUUUCUUUGUCUCACAAAAGUGUCACCACGUUAGAUUCGUAAAAGGAAUAUGAGGCCAAAAAUGGUUUAAUUCUGUUCAGUAUUUCCAAAGAUAUAAUGAAUUGAAUAUUUCACAACAUUCGUCAUUCAAUAAACAUAUUCAAUAAUAUAAACAAAUCUGUUUAAGGGGUAAAAUCCUUUAAAUGGGACCUGUUCUCAAAAUAAAUCGGAUUGGGUUUUUCUAUUGUUAAUUAAAUAUUACAUAAUGAAUUUGAGUACCACACGACAUGUUAGCGUCGUUGAAGACCUGGAAAAUUUUCCGAAAAUGCAAAUGGCGAUCAGAGGGUGUAUUCCCACGAAGGCGCAGUUAUUGAGCGUGACCAAAAUUAAUCCUUCCUGCGAAGGCGCAGAUAUCGACUUGUCGGCUUUCGUUUGAAGAGAGACAUGUUCUUAUUAGGACCCAAUUAACGGUGUUAAAGAUUUUAUGAAUUUAUGUUCACUCUGAAUUUUAUUCACCAAUUUUGCAACAAGAACAAAAUAUCAAUGAGAUUAGAAUCGUUCAGUAUGUUGGGGGACAGGAACCACCAAGGAAAGGCUACAAAUAUGCUCCAAUCCAAAGCCAGCCCCAGGGAUUUGGCGAAAUUAAACUAAUUUUUGUUAUAGUAUAGUUAUGUUUUUAUUUAUUUGGCGAAACUAAAUUAAUUUUUGUUAUAGUAUAGUUAUGUUUUUAUUUCUUAUGCCAAAACUGAUGCUAAAAUGUUGGUUAAUUAGUUACAUUGGGGAUUAUGAAAGUGUAAAUUCUUAUCAUAACAAUCUAUAACACCAUUGUUACGUUUUUAAUCCAUUUUAAUCCCUAGGGGCUGGAUUCCCGCGAAGUCGUCGAAAACGACAUUUUUUAAUCCGUUACGGUCAAUAACUGCGCCUUCGUGGGAAUAAACCGAUCAGAGUGGCUUUUUAGGUUUAAAAUAGCUUUACCCCUAUUAUGAUGAAAUUGAUAGUAUAAUAUUUUGAUUAUUUUGAUUGUUUCAUAAGAUAUCUUCUACACUUUUAAGCUCAUUCUUUUGCUCGUAAAUUGUUUUAAUUUAUUUAUUUUUUUUAUUUCUAUUCGACACAUUUAUUUUGUUCCAAUAUGGCUGUGCCUUUAAUGAAAUAAACCAUUCAAAGUA